GUCCCCAGAUGUGGUUGCGCUAUGGGUGCUACCACCCUGCUGCCUUUUGAUCUCUGUCUUUUACGCCUUCUACCUCGGAGCACACCCUCUCGAUCCACUCCUGGAGCCGCCGCGACCGCGGCAAGUUCAAGCGCAGCACUGGAUGGUUUGGGCUCCCACUGUUUAUGGAAAGCUUGAGGCGACUUCCGACAGGUUGAACUUCCGCUGCUACAACACAAGUGGCCUCAACCAGAUCCGACACUUUGACUACGCACUGGAGGUCGAGGCGCAAUCCCUGGCGGUGUCCACACAGACUUGCAUCUGCUGCCUGGAGGACUUUGAGGAAUCCUGUGAGGUGGCUGUGCUCCCAUGCGGGCACGUCUUCCACCAGGAAUGUAUCGCCGCCUGGGCCAUCUCCUCCUCAAGAAAUCGGGGCUCGUGCCCCACCUGCCGGGAGAACUUCGCAGCUGGCGGCACUGAAUAA
Molecule: messenger RNA, 463 nt
Organism: Symbiodinium sp. CCMP2456
Lineage: Eukaryota; Dinophyceae; Suessiales; Symbiodiniaceae
Source: the annotation of a GenBank genome assembly